AUGGUUAAAUUCUUUAUUAAAGCUAAUUUUCUAUCAAAGAAAUAUUCAAUAUUUAAUGAGGAGGAUAAUUUGGUUUACACUGCCGAAUCGGACAGUUUAAUUAAAGCAAGAGUUAGAUUAUUGGAUACCUCGAAUCAACUAUUAUAUUAUAUUAAAAAAACAUCGGUAUUUCCAAUUAAAAGAACAUUUGAAAUAUAUCAAGAUAACAAACUAUUUGCCAUUACAAAGCAUAGAAUAGGAUGGUUAAAAGAAAAUUAUUUAAUAACUUUAGUAAACAAUAAUAAUAAUAAUAAUAAUAAUAAUAAUAUUCAAUUAGAACCAAAUCAAGAUGCAAAUGAGGAUUUUGAUAAUAGUAGUCUAUCAUUCAAAGUUAGAGUAAAUGGGAGAGAAAGAGACUAUAUAAUUUUAAACGAUGAUUCAUUACAGGUUGGAAGUGUCAAGAGAAAGCAUGUUAAAUUCAGGGAUACUUAUUAUAUGGAUAUUUCUGAUUUGCUUGACCCAGUGUUCUUUCUAACCAUCGUAAUCAUUAUGGAUAAAUGUAGAGAUAAAAGAAGAACCUAA
Molecule: messenger RNA, 561 nt
Organism: Dictyostelium purpureum
Lineage: Eukaryota; Evosea; Eumycetozoa; Dictyosteliales; Dictyosteliaceae
Exons: 1
Coding region: 1-561 (186 amino acids)
Source: RefSeq, a predicted model, not a curated record